AUGGGACUACGGGAGCAAGACGGAAAGCUAGUCUUUACCUACGAUGCAGAGAAGCUCUGGGUCGAACCAUGGGGACCUAAUUCAUUCAGAGUUCGGGCGACCAAAGCCCGUGAGAUGCCUGCUGAGGACUGGGCCUUGCUCAAGCCCAGGAAGGCAAAAGUCGAAAUAACUAUCGAUGACAAAGUCGGCACAAUCAUCAAUGGCAAGAUCAAGGCCUCCAUCAGUCGUGGCGGAAAGCUAUUGAUGUGGAACUCUAAGGGGGAAUUGCUGCUCGAGGAGUACUCCCGCCACCGGCGAGACGUCCUGGACCCCAAGUGCAGCGCUCUUGAUGUCGAGGCUCGCGAGUUUCUCGCCAUCGUCAACAGCAACGACUACCACCUCACAGCAAGAUUUGAAAGCGUCAAUGCUGAAGAGAAGAUCUUUGGCAUGGGGCAGUACCAGCAACCAUUUCUGGAUCUCAAAGGUCACGACCUUGAGCUUGCGCACAGAAAUUCCCAAGCUAGUGUUCCAUUUGCCGUCUCAUCGUUGGGAUAUGGCUUUCUGUGGAAUAACCCUUCUGUCGGCAGGGCAAUUCUUGGUCGUAAUAUCAUGAGCUUCGAGGCCAAGUCUACUCGCGCCCUCGAUUACUGGAUCGUGGCCGGUGACACGCCAGCAGAAAUCGUCGAGGCCUAUGCCGAUGCCACCGGCAAGGUUCCUAUGAUGCCUGAAUAUGGUCUUGGAUUUUGGCAAUGCAAGCUACGUUACCAAACUCAGGAGGAACUACUGGAAGUGGCGCGCGAGUAUCGGAGACGCGAGCUGCCUAUCGACCUCAUUGUUAUUGACUUUUUCCACUGGCCGCUCCAAGGAGAGUGGAAAUUCGACCCGACAUAUUGGCCCAACCCAGACGCGAUGAUCAAAGAGCUACAGGAGCUAAAAAUCGAGCUGAUGGUAUCAAUUUGGCCUACUGUUGACCACAAGUCUGAAAACUGGGACGAGAUGGUAGAAAAGGGCUAUCUUAUCCAAUCCGAUCGAGGUAUCCGAAUCGCCAUGAACUUCCAGGGAGACACUACCCAUUUCGACGCGACAAACCCUGGCGCGAGAGCCUAUGUCUGGAAGAAGGCGAAGAAGAACUAUUACGACAAGGGCAUCCGUGUUUUCUGGCUUGAUGAGGCCGAGCCUGAGUACACCGUGUACGAUUUCGACACGUACCGCUAUCACCUGGGAUCCAACGUCUCCAUUGGCAAUAUCUAUCCGGUCCAAUAUGCACGCGCCUUCUAUGAAGGUAUGGAGGCAGAAGGACAGGAGAAUAUUGUUAACCUCAUUCGGUGCGCAUGGGCGGGAAGCCAAAAGUAUGGUGCCCUUGUUUGGAGCGGUGACAUUGCCUCUUCCUGGGGAAGCUUUCGAAACCAGGUCGCUGCUGGCCUCCACAUGGGUCUCUGCGGCCUUCCAUGGUGGACCACUGACAUCGGAGGCUUCCAUGGCGGCGAUCCGAGGAAUGAGGAAUUCCGUGAGCUUUUCGUCCGCUGGUUUCAAUGGGGCGCAUUCUGUCCCGUCUUCCGCCUACACGGCUGUCGUGAGCCAGAGCAGCCACAGCACGGUACCACUGGAGGCGCAACUUGCCGCAGCGGUGCACCUAAUGAAGUCUGGUCUUAUGGCCCCCAGGUCUUUGAAAUUUGCAAGAAGUACAUGUUCCUCCGCGAGGAAUUACGUGAGUAUACCCGGUCUCUAAUGAGGGAGGCACACGAAAAGGGAACUCCUGUAAUGAGGACACUCUUCUACGAGUUCCCAGACGACAAGGCAACGUGGAGCAUCGGCCAGCAGUACAUGUUUGGAGACAAGUACUUGGUGUGCCCCGUGUUGGAGCCUGAAAAGAGAAGUAUUAAGGUUUAUCUGCCUACUCUCGAGGGAAGGUGUAAGUGGAAGCCGCUGCUUGAGGGCAACACGAAUACCUAUGAGGGUGGCAAGUGGCUUGAUAUUGAGGCGCCUUUGGAGUGGAUGCCUGUUUUCAAAAAGGAGUAA
Molecule: messenger RNA, 1998 nt
Organism: Colletotrichum spaethianum
Lineage: Eukaryota; Fungi; Ascomycota; Sordariomycetes; Glomerellales; Glomerellaceae
Product: putative FCP1 y domain-containing protein
Exons: 1
Coding region: 1-1998 (665 amino acids)
Biological process (GO): carbohydrate metabolic process
Molecular function (GO): carbohydrate binding; hydrolase activity, hydrolyzing O-glycosyl compounds
Source: RefSeq, a predicted model, not a curated record